Laccaria bicolor S238N-H82 is the source of this 1011-nucleotide messenger RNA. RefSeq lists its product as uncharacterized. The record is from RefSeq and is a predicted model, not a curated record. NCBI's taxonomy places the organism in Eukaryota, Fungi, Basidiomycota, Agaricomycetes, Agaricales, Hydnangiaceae. The transcript has 8 exons. The coding region runs from base 1 to 1011 and encodes 336 amino acids. Gene Ontology annotation, molecular function: oxidoreductase activity, acting on the CH-OH group of donors, NAD or NADP as acceptor.
AUGACUGGACAGCUCGUUCUCGUUACUGGUGUCACAGGUUUCAUAGCCGGCCACGUCGCAAACGAACUCCUUGAGAAGGGAUAUCGGGUCAGAGGUCGCAGGACGACAAGAGGAGCGAAAGUCAAGCUGUUGACCGAUACAGUCAAGGUACCAGGCCUUGAGUUUGCUCAGGUUGAUGACAUCGCCAAAAGCGAUCUUACCGAGGCACUCAACGGGGUGCAUAUCGUGAUGCAUGUAGCGUCUCCUCUUCCGGGCAGAACUUCGGUUGACACUACUCUCAAUUCGGCUGUUGAGGGAACCCUCAACGUUCUCCGUCAGGCUGACAAGGCUGGUAUUGAGAAGAUUGUUGUCACGAGCAGCGUUGCUGCUGUCCUUGAUCCUUCUUUGAAACAAGGAUUCGAUGGUCGUAUCUUAACGGAUUCUGACUGGGGACAAGCUACCCGUGCAGAGGUCGAAGCUCACGCAGAUAGUGAUUUUUACGUCUAUGGCGCAUCCAAGAUUUUUGCAGAAAGGGCCGUUUGGUCUUUCGCGGCAGAGCAUCCCAAAGUUGACAUUGCAACGAUCCUCCCAGGAUUCGUCUUCGGACCAUUCCCAAAGCACUUCCCUCUGCCAACCUCGCCUGACGCGAUGGGCACAAACCGCCUGCCAUAUGAACUGAUCAAGGGAGGGCAUCCGGAACCUGCGCCGUGGGUUGUUGAUGUCCGCGAUGUCGCUAAAGCUCACGUUCUCGCUAUCGACCUACCGAGAGCGCCACUGGAGAAGAAACGCUUCUUGAUCAACUCCGCUGAAUACUCCUGGAAGGAUGCUGUUGCGCAUCUAAUGAAGGCGCGACCAAACGUGAAGCUCGCACCUCUUGAUUCCUUUGAGGGUAAAUCUCCGACUUUGUCGGCGCUGGAUACAACCCGAGCUAGGGAGGUCCUGAAGAUUAAGCAGUUUAUUAGUCCUGAGAAGACGUUGGAAGAUACGACGGAUGCUUUACUGGAGGCCGAGAAGACCUGGAAGAAGGCUUGA